ACAUCAAUAAAUACAUAUGAUGGAUCAACGCAUUUUCUAAGAUUUUUGCGUCAAAGCUUUUUUACAAUGCUACAUAUUUUCUCCUAAAGUCUUGUAUGCAGAUAAGUAAGUACUUAUACUCAUAUUUAGCAAGCUCCAUUUUUUGAAAUGUUUAGCUAAGUAACAAUUCUAGCAAUUUGUAUUGUUCCCCACGCGUAAAUAUUCUAAUUAAUGUAUGUAUUAAUUAUGUAUUAAUUAUGUAUUAAUUAUGUAUUAAUUAUGUAUCCAGCGUGUUUAACUGGCUGUUUUGGUCAGUGCACGAGGUUCCACGUGCCCAAACCAUUGCUCCCCAAAAAACACGAAGAAUCGUGUCCAACCAAGGUGGCCCCGUUGGAUAAGGUGGGGUCAUUUUUGCACUCUUCCUAAAAUUGUUACCAGAUUAUUACCAGACUAUACAAGUAUGUGAAAUCACUUCUCGUCCACCAUUUAAAAAAAUCCGAUUUGACAGCAUUUCGACAGGUUUAUAAACUACUUUACAUAUACAUAGUUCGCAUAUUUUGUAUAUUUGUCAAUUAUAACCCACAAGCCCUCCCGUUAAGUUAUUUACGUAAUGACGUACGGCCUUCCAAAAUAUGCUGACGUCCUCUCUCUUUCCCUUCAUUGACGCAUUAUAAAUAAACAAUGGACUCAUAAAAUGCAAAAAAUUAGAUUUACAAAAGUUAUACAAAAUCACAAUUUUCUACCACUCUCAGUUCUCCAGUUCCAGUUAGAAAAAAUAAUCUCCAAAAUUCCUACUUUCGCAUCCCCAUAAAUAUUCUCAAUUUUUUCAAAGGCGAAACGGUACUUGCAAAUACAAUGGGAACAUUUGCAAAUUUUUCCGUCGCCAUUAUGAUGAUCCUGGUGGUGGCGUCACCCCUCGUUUUCGGAGGGACCAACGACACCACUUGCAAUUGCAAGCCCAAGGUCAAAGAAUCCAAAUUAAUCUGUGGAGGAAAGCUGAACAAGGAGAUGGGUGGGGUCAAAUGCAAGGAUCGUGGCAUCUACGAAUGUGGUGGGGCAGUCGGCACGGUCGUGGCGGCCAAGUACCAGUCGAGCUGCGGAACCGCGCUCUGUCUCUCCGACGGGAACAAAUGGGGCGCGGCGCCGGGGUGCAAUUUUUGCAGUGAUGAGGAUGGCAGCUGCCCUACGGCAGAUGAAUAAGGGUCUUAAACCUUUCCUCAUCUCCCCCCGAAUCAUUUUCAGAAUGGGUCGAACAUAAUAAUUCAGUUAGUUUAUCGUCUUGUGAGACGUUACAAAUUAUCUGAUCUUCACGGAUUCAAGUAAAAGUUUUCAGCAUUAAAUAAAGUGGUGUUAUGUUAUUUAUUUGCCGUACCUUUAACUUAUUUAAGUCCAUAUUUAGGAAUGGUGCUAUCUUUAAUUGAUGAGAGCAACCUAUUUAUGGGAGAGUUCAUAAAAAAUGGUUCUGUCGUAACAUUUAUGACAAUGACUAUGCACCCUAAAUUAAGGCCAUGCUCACUUCUCCAUUAAUUUAAUUAAUACGAGGAACAUCUUGUCUUGAACAUGACGUUAGAUUUCCAAAAGUAGGAAUUAUGCUCAAUUAAAAUUUUUGGGAAGAAAGAUUACUCACUCCAAAAAUCAAUUAUCUUACUAUUCUGCAUUCUACAUACAUUAUGCGUGGUUUACGUGUUUAAUUGUGCCGUUAACUUUAUUUUUUUACGCAAUGAAUAGAUGACUCAAUGCAGUAUAUUGACUGCAGAUUCUCUGCAGUCAAUGCGGUAUCCCUGUAUUUAUUUAUUAACAAGGAAUGACUAAAGUUUUCCAGAUUAUUUUUAUCUUUAUUUUUCAAUCCUGUUAAAACGAGACAUAAAUUGUUAAUCAGGUGAAAAUCUGUAUUUAAAAAUAAAUUUUUUCUUUAAUGUUCCCCACUGAAGUAAUUACGAGCAGUGCCCGACACACCCGGCAG
Molecule: messenger RNA, 1942 nt
Organism: Folsomia candida
Lineage: Eukaryota; Metazoa; Arthropoda; Collembola; Entomobryomorpha; Isotomidae
Exons: 2
Coding region: 835-1179 (114 amino acids)
Source: RefSeq, a predicted model, not a curated record